GUCCAAUAAACGGUGCUUAACUAUUUUAUACCACGAUAGAAUGUUAUCAAUCCGGAACAAAAUUGCAUGGAUGUCAGACAUGUUGUCCACCUUCAACAUAAAAUAGCCGCCAAAACCGGACUUGUCACUGCGCGACCAAAGUAUUGUGUUCAUUGGAAACCAAACCCGGAGGUAUAAAUACAAGGCAUACAUACUGAUAUUUCUGGUAUGUCGGACACAGAGUCAUCUGCAAGGAAUUCCGAUGAUUCAGAUGAAGAGGUAGAGGAAGACGAGGACGAGGAAGAAGAUGAUGAAGAAGAAGAAGAGUCCGAGGAGGUGGAGGAGGAGGACGAAGAAGAAGAAGAAGACAUCGACGAUGAAAACGCUGAUAGUGACACAAACGGUGAGAAUGAUGAAAACGAUGAAAACGAUGAUAGUGAUGAUAGUGAUGAUAGUGAUCAUGAUAAAAGUGACUCAGAAAGUGAUUCAGAGAAAACAUCAACUGAAAGUGAAUCAGACGACGAUUCUGAUGGUGACAAAAAGAAAAUGAGGGGACCAGCGGUUAAAACCAAAACAAAAACACAGCCUGAAGUCAUAUCAGAGAAAGAAGAAACAAAAGAGUUACAACAGAAAAACAAAUCAGACGACGAACAAGGAAGUGAAGAGGAAUUGAAAGGCCUAGAGCAAAAAAUCGAAACAGAAGACAGCAAAAAGAAAACCAAAAUACACCCACAACAUGUUGAAGAUAAAUCAGUCAAAAUAGACUCACCGGUGUUAAAACGAAAACGCGACGCGGACGAUGAUUUUACAAGUAAUUCUAAAAGAGACGAACAAAAAAGUAAUGAUACAGUAGAAGACCUAGCAGCAAAAACCGGAAAUAAAGAAAACAAAGAGGAAAUCAAAAUUAAGGCACAACAUGUUGAAUCAGUAAGAGAAGAAUCACUUGCGUUGCAACAGAAAAGCCAUUUACCUAAAGAUUCUAACGAUAAUGACAAUUCUAAAAGUGACCAACAAGAAAAUGGGAGGAAAGUGAUAGGCGAUGCGCCUCAAAUGGAAAAUAAAGAAAGCGAAAAGGAAACUGAAAUAAACGUGCAACCUGUUAAAUCAGUGAGAACAGUAUCACCAGAAUUACAACAGAAAAGCCACUCAGCCAAAGGUUCUAAAGGUAAUGACACUUUGAAAAGUGACAAACAAGAAAUGAAAGACAUAGCAGCUAAUACUGAAAGUAAAGAGAGUAAAGAUUCUAAAGGUAAUGACACUUUUAAAAGUGACAAACAAGAAAUGAAAGACAUAGCAGCUAAAACUGAAAGUAAAGAGAGCAAAAACAAAACCAAAAUAAUCGCGGCACAACCUGUUGAAGAUAAAUCAUUGAAAAAAGAAUUAUCAGAGUUACAACGGAUUAGCGACUCAUCCGACAAUUAUAAAAGUAACAAACAAGUGAUGGAAGUUAAAGUCCCAGCGGCUAAAACUGAAAUAAAUGAAAGCAAAAAAGAAACUAAAAUAAAUACACAACCUGUUGAAGCUGAAUCAGUACGAAAACAAUCCUCCGACCAAGCAAAUAAAGCAUUACCUACUGAGAAAAAGGAAGCAAAGAGGGAAGAUUUUUCGCAAACUACAGGAGUCCCAGGCACAUACGUUCAGGUCGACAGGUGUGAUGUUAUAUCAACAAGACGAGUGGGAACACAAACAAAACUGAAACAUUAUAAUGUAUGCACAUUUACUAGUGGGCUGAUAAAAAAGGUAAAUAUGCAAACGUAUACAUCAGGCCUGAUUUCAAAAUCCGACCACAGCACAAAUACUAUUCAAGAAAGAAGGAAAGACAAGAAGACUCAAACCAAAGAUAAAAACGUACUAGAGAGACACCUCAUAGUCAAAGAUAACGAUUCAUCGGAGAAAAAGACAACAGAUAGUAAAGACACAACUAAAAAAUCAGAUGAAAAUGAAAAUGAAACAUCCGUUCAAUUAAAACGUAGAAAAGUAAAAGUCCCAUUAUUAAAAUUAUCACCCGAAGAAGAAUCAAAUUCAGCCAACUCGACCGAAAGUACGGAGGAUAGACCGCCACAGCCUGAUUCACUCUCAAAGAAAGCAAAAGACAUAAAAAGCAUUCAAAAACUUCAAAAAACACCCAUUGAAUCAUCUGGAGUAUACACCGAUAAGGAAUAUGAUAAAAAGACCAGAAAGGAAAAGGAAAACAUUCGUAGAAGGGGGCGGAGAAGACCACAGUUAUGCAAUUUUUCAAAACGUCAUCCAUCGAGAGAAUAUAUACCAAAACCCUCCAAGAAUAAAACAUUACAUUUCCGACGUCCAACCUCAGCAGGCCCUGUUUAUAAAAGGGAAUUGAUAAACCCCAUACAUCGUCCAGGAGACUCAAAGAAUAAAAUAUUACUUGUUCGCCCAAACUCAGCAGGUCCAGUUCAUAAAAGGCAGUCUAAACAACCAGAAGGAACUGCUUUAUCUAUGGCCCAAUACAGAAUGUUAUACCACCACCGCUGGGCAGACAUUUCAUGCUGAAUAUCUCAGUUUUAAAUGAUAUAUGCACUGAGCUCUAAUAUAUGUGAAGUAUUGAUGUAUUGGUUAUUGGAAUUUGAUCUGCGGCAGACGAAAAAUACUCAGAAACAAAUUUCUUUUUUGUAAUAGAAAAGCGAAACUAUAUAAAUAAUAUGAGUUAUAAAAUAAAACUAUUUACAAGACGUUUUGAAUGUCAUUGUAUUGUCGAAAUGCAACAAAAAGGGUUUA
Molecule: messenger RNA, 2715 nt
Organism: Magallana angulata
Lineage: Eukaryota; Metazoa; Mollusca; Bivalvia; Ostreida; Ostreidae
Product: DNA ligase 1-like
Exons: 2
Coding region: 208-2490 (760 amino acids)
Source: RefSeq, a predicted model, not a curated record